AUGGACAAGAGUUGGAUCGAUUUAACUGAUAGGUCAUCGAAUGAAUAUCUCAAUGGGCUUGAAAGUUUUUUAGAUUUUGCAUUUGACAACAGCAUGGGUGAUACAAGGAUUUAUUGUCCCUGCAAAAAAUGUUACAAUCGUUACUUUGUUACAAGGGAGGUAGCAAGAGCACAUAUAAUAGUUGAUGGGUUUUGGUCAAAGUACAAAAAUUGGACUCAUGGUCAGAGACACCAAUCAUUAUAUGUUGACAAAUAUAUGGGGAAUAGUUCUGCUUCAGUUGUGGAUGAUGAUAUAAUUGGAAUGGUACAUGAGGCAUUUGAGCAUCCAAAUUUGGAUUCUAGUAUGAGGAAUGAUGGCUCAACAGAAAAUGAAUAUGGUGAGGGGCCAAAUGAUGAGACUACAAAUUAUUUCAAAUUGCUACAAGAUGCAGAAUGUCCUUUGUAUCCGGGGUGUAAAAAUUUCACUAAAUUAUCAUUUAUUGUUCGGUUGCUACAUACAAAAGUACUUUGUGGAUGGACCGACAAGUCAGUGACAAUUUUGUUAACUCUUCUGAAAGAAGCUUUCCCCAAUGAAGUACAACUACCAGAUUCAUAUAACGAGGCUCAAAAGAUAACAGAUGACCUAGCUUUCACAUACAAUACAUGGGAUGCAUGUCCCAAUAAUUGUAUGUUAUUUAGAAAUGAGGAUGAGAAACUUGAAUCAUGUGCUAUUUGUCACGAAUCUAGAUAUAAAAAAGUUGAUGGGCAGCCUACAAAUGUUGUGAAUGGGAAUAGAAAAAUACCUGCAAAACAAGUAAGAUACUUUCCAUUGAAGCCAAGAUUGCAAAGACUUUUUAUGUCAUCAAAAACUGCUUCGCAUAUGAGAUGGCAUGCAGAAGAGCGUACUGAUGAUGGUGUGCUAAGACACCCUGCUGACUCACCUGCAUGGAAAGAAUUUGAUGCAAAGAAUCCAGAUUUUUCUAGUGAAGUUCGUAAUGUUAGGCUUGGUUUAUCAUCAGAUGGUUUCAGUCCAUUUAGAACAAUGGGCAUACCUCAUAGUACAUGGCCUGUUAUUCUCAUGCCUUAUAAUUUACCACCAUGGAUGAGCAUGAAGCAACCUUUCUAUAUUUUGUCUGUGCUUAUAGAUGGCCCGAAUGCACCUGGUAAUAAGAUUGAUGUAUAUAUGCAACCAAUGAUUGAUGAGUUAAAGGAAUUAUGGCAUGAAGGUGUAGAUACUUAUGAUGCUUCCAAGAAUCAGAUGUUUAAACUACGUGCUGCAUUACUCUGGACAAUCAGUGACUUUCCAGCAUAUGCGAAUUUGUCGGGUUGGAGCACUAAAGGUGCGAAAGCAUGUCCUUGUUGCAAUAAGGACACUAGAUCUGUUUGGUUGACUAAUGGAAGAAAGUAUUGUUACAUGGGUCACCGACGAUUUUUAUCUACAAGUCAUAGGUUUCGAAAAGAUAGAGUGUCCUUUGAUGGCACACGAGAAUGGGGACAUGCACCAUUGAAACUUUCUGGGUCUGAUGUUAAAAGACAAUUGCAAGGAGUACUGACUGAGUAUAAGAAAGAAGACAUCAGAAAAAGGAAAAGACAUGAAGUUGAGAAGAAUAAUAAUGAAUCCUACUGGAAGAAAAGAAGUAUUUUUUUCGAGUUACCGUAUUGGGACCAUAAUUUGAUUCGUCAUAAUCUCGAUGUCAUGCACAUUGAGAAGAAUUGUUCUGAAAAUAUACUAUGGACAGUGUUGGGUGUUGCUAAAAAAACCAAGGAUAACUUACAAGCUAGACGUGAUUUACAAGAAUGGGGAAUAAGGCAACCAUUGCACCCACAAGAACGUGGUUCUAAUAAGGCAUACUUACCUCCUGCAUGUUUUACUAUGAAUAGGGAAAAUAAAGAUGUGUUCCUAAAAGUAUUGAAGGAAGUAAAGGUACCAGAUGGUUAUUCUUCCAAUAUUUCUCGACGUGUACAGCUAAAGGAACGUACUAUUUUCGGUCUUAAGAGCCACGAUCAUCAUAUACUAAUGCAGCAAUUACUUCCUAUAGCAGCACGUAGAGCUUUGCCAAAGCAUGUUGUUGAAGCAUUAAUCGAGUUCACCAAUUUCUUUAGGCAACUUUGCUCAAAAGUGAACUUACCAUCUGAUUUGGAAAAAAUUCAAGAUCGAAUUGUGCAUACACUUUGCCGAAUGGAGAAGAUCUUUCCAAUGUCCUUCUUCGGUGUAAUGGAGCAUUUGCCUGUUCAUCUUGCCGAGGAAGCAUUGAUUGCUGGCGCCGUCCAAUUUCGAUGGAUGUAUCCUAUCGAGAGGUAUCUAUUAACACUUAAACGUUAUGUGCGUAAUCGUGCGCGUCCUGAGGCCUCAAUUGCUAAAGGGUACUUGAUGGAAGAAUGCAUGAAUUUUUGCGCACUGUACUUAAAUGAAGUGGAAACGAAACUUCAUAGACCAGCUCGUAAUGAUGAUGGUGGUAGUGACUUUGGUCGUCCUAUAACUAAAGGAGUUAAAAUACGGCUUGAUGAUAUUACAUGGACACAAGCACAUAGCCAACACCUUGAAAUACUUGCGCGGGAAAUGCCUCGAAGAGCAAAUCAUUAUAUUAGAAAAGUCCACAAUGAGACCUUUCACAUAUGGUUUAAAACUUAUGUUCAGACACAAAUGCAAACCACCAAUGCUGUAUUCUCUGAAGAAAUUAUCAAUUUGGCUAAUGGUCCAGAUCAAUUUGCACGAAGAUUCAAGGGAUAUGUAAUCAAUGGCUCCAAAUUUCGUACGAAAGAAAGUGAAAAAAAUAGAACCACUCAAAAUUCUGGGGUUGUUUUGAAAGCAGACACUAUGAGUUAUGCAAGUGCUAGGGACAAUAAUCCUCGCUUAGGUGAUGUCAUCUUUUAUGGUGUGUUGACAGAUGUGGUUGAGAUUCGAUAUACCAAUGCCAUGAAAUUUGUUUUGUUCAAGUGUGAUUGGGUUAAUGGUCUUGGUGGAGUGAAAGAAGAUGAGUUUAAAUUCACGUUAGUGAAUUUUAAUCAUUUGUUAUACAGAGAUAAUGCAAUAGGGGAUGAGCCUUUCAUCUUAGCACAACAGGCAAAGCAAGUUUGUUAUGUACAGGACCCAGUGGAUCCAAAUUGGCAUGUUGUUCUUAAUAUGACUGUUAGAGAUCUAUUUGAUAUGUAUUCAAAAGAUUCUUAUCACAGUCCGGCGAUGGUGCCUCAAGUUGAGUUAUAUGCACCCCAGCAAUUGGACGAAACUAUUUAUUUGAAUGAUGAAGAUGUUGGUUGGGUGAGGGAAGGAGUAGAUGGAACGACAGUAGACACGAAUGUUCAGAUAGAAGAAGCUGAGAUGGAAGAAUGUGACUGA
This is a messenger RNA of Prunus persica (peach), 3315 nucleotides long. RefSeq lists its product as uncharacterized. The record is from RefSeq and is a predicted model, not a curated record. NCBI's taxonomy places the organism in Eukaryota, Viridiplantae, Streptophyta, Magnoliopsida, Rosales, Rosaceae. The transcript has 4 exons. Bases 1 to 3315 code for a protein of 1104 amino acids.